Molecule: messenger RNA, 942 nt
Organism: Helicoverpa zea (corn earworm)
Lineage: Eukaryota; Metazoa; Arthropoda; Insecta; Lepidoptera; Noctuidae
Exons: 5
Coding region: 43-825 (260 amino acids)
Source: RefSeq, a predicted model, not a curated record
AUUCGUUUAGUGCCACCCAAAGUAAACAGUAGUUAAGUUAAAAUGUGGAAAUUCAAAGUUUUAUUGUUGACCAGUGCCAUCUUCGUGAUUUGCGAAUCUUCAGCCAUACUUAAAAAGGUAAAUAAGAAGUGCAGCAUAAAUGACAACGAUUGUCUGAAAGAUGUAUAUUCUGCAGUAUUAGCAGAUUUAGCGGACAAUGGUGCCCCAGCAAUGAAUAUUCCUAUAUUAGAUCCUUACGCUAUAAAGAAUAAACAAAUUGAAGUCCUUGGUAUGAUUAAAGCGACGAUGGUCGAAGGCUAUGGAAAAGGUUUUAAGACCUGUCAAUUAACUGGGUUCAGCAACAACUUACAAACACAGCGCGUUUACGUAGAAAUGGUAUGUGAACCAUUUGCUGUCGAAGGAAAUUACAAGAUUGAAGCUACUCCUACACUCUCGGCACUUAUUGGAGGUAUCAAAGUUUAUGGUCAAGGAAAAGGUGGUCUCGCCAUUGGGAAACUAAAACUGAAAUUAGAUUUAGCUUAUGAAGUGAAGAAACUUGAUGGUGACCUCCAUUUCCUGGUAAAUCCUGAAGACUCCACAUAUACAUAUGAAGUACUGGAUAAAAUAACAUUCUCUGGUGACAGUUUAUUCAUUGGAAAACAGGAUAUUAGUUCUGUAGCAGUGAACAUCGGCAACGAAAACUGGGAAUUCAUCGCCAAGUCUUUCGGAAAACCUAUCCUAGAUAAGGUUCUGGAAGUUUUCUAUGUGAACUGUAAUAAGUUUUUCAGCAAAGUUCCUAUUAAAGAAUGGAUCACUGACGACUUAUCAUCAUACGUUAAGAGCUAAGAUGUCCUGACGGCAAUCUGUAUCCAAAGGGUAUAAAAUCUAAUAGUUUCAAUCCAGCAAUGUAAAACUCACUAAAAUGUUUGAAGAAAAACGUAAAAUAAAUGAUAUCAAAUUAAA